Molecule: messenger RNA, 1761 nt
Organism: Maudiozyma barnettii
Lineage: Eukaryota; Fungi; Ascomycota; Saccharomycetes; Saccharomycetales; Saccharomycetaceae
Product: amino acid permease
Exons: 1
Coding region: 1-1761 (586 amino acids)
Biological process (GO): amino acid transmembrane transport
Cellular component (GO): membrane
Molecular function (GO): amino acid transmembrane transporter activity
Source: RefSeq, a predicted model, not a curated record
AUGAGUAUCGACGAAGAUAAGAUUGACGGGAUCGAGUUGGUCUCGAUCGACAACCCUCGUGGUGAUAAUAAUAAUAUUAACAGUAGCUCAAGUGAUGAUAAGAAGGAAAAGAAACGUUCCAUAUAUGUCACGACGUCUUUGUCACAACAUCAGACUUCUGAUGAAACAAGAACUCGGAUUCAGAAUGAGAUUCUAAGUAAUGCUGCAAUGAAUGGAGAAUAUGAUCCUGAGAUGGCUAUAGAGAUAGAAGAAGGAACUGUACAAGAGACGGAAGUUAAGAGAGAAUUAAAAGAAAGACAUACAAGUAUGAUUGCACUGGGCGGUACUAUUGGUACCGGUUUGUUUAUUGGUAUAUCAUCACCUUUAUCGAAUGCGGGGCCUGUAGGUGCUUUGAUUGCUUAUUUAUUCAUGGGUACAUUAGUUUAUGGUGUUACUCAGUCAUUAGGUGAAAUGGCUACAUUUAUCCCAGUGACAUCGUCAUUUACCGUUUUUACAGCUAGAUUCAUGAGUCCAGCUUUCGGUGCUGCCACAGGCUAUUUGUAUUGGUUUUCUUGGGCUGUGACGUUUGCAUUAGAAUUAAGUGUUGUUGGACAAAUUAUUGAUUUUUGGACGUUAGCUGUCCCAUUAGCAGCAUGGAUUAGUAUAUUUUGGGUACUAUUAACAUCUAUGAACUUAUUUCCAGUGAAAUUUUAUGGUGAAUUUGAGUUUUGGGUAGCUUCAAUUAAAGUUGUUGCCAUUAUUGGGUUCAUUAUAUAUUGUCUAUGUAUGGUAUGUGGUGCGUCCAAAACAUUAGGUGGUCCCGUUGGCUUUAGAUAUUGGCGUAAUCCAGGUGCUUUUGGACCUGGUAUUAUUUCUAAGGAUUUAAACGAAGCUAAAUUCUUAGGUUGGUUUUCGUCAUUAAUUAAUGCUGCAUUUACAUAUCAAGGUACUGAAUUGGUUGGUGUUACUGCUGGUGAAACUGCUAAUCCAAGAAAGGCAGUUCCACGUGCAAUCAAACAAGUCACAGCUCGUAUCCUUGUGUUUUACAUAUUGUCUUUGUUAUUUAUUGGGUUGUUGGUUCCUUAUAAUGAUCCUAAAUUGACCUCAUCAGAUUCUUAUAUUUCAUCAUCGCCUUUCAUUAUUGCCAUUGAAAAUUCAGGUACUAAAAUUUUACCUCAUAUUUUUAAUGCUGUUAUUUUAACUACUAUUGUAUCUGCAGGUAAUUCAAACAUUUAUGUCGGUUCUCGUAUUCUAUAUGGUUUAUCAAAGGAAAAAUUAGCCCCAAAAAUUUUCAGCAAAACCUCAAAAGGCGGUGUUCCAUACUACGCGGUUUUUAUGACUUCAGCUUUUGGGGCUCUAGCUUAUAUGGAAACUUCAGCUGGUGGUCAAAACGCGUUCAAUUGGCUUCUAAACAUUACCGCAGUAGCAGGUUUCUUUUCAUGGUUAUUCAUUUCAUUGGCCCAUAUUCGAUUCAUGAAGGCUCUCCGUUACCGUAAUAUAUCACGAAAUGACCUUCCAUUCAAAGCUUCACUAAUGCCUGGGUUAGCCUAUUAUGCGACAUUUUUCAUGAUUCUGAUCAUUAUUCUUCAAGGGUUUACUGCGUUCGCACCUCAGUUUUCUACAUCUGAUUUUUUCGCAGCCUAUAUAUCCAUAUUCCUUUUCAUAGGCCUUUACAUUGCGUUCCAGCUCUACUUCCGCUCGCCUAUCCUUCUCCCGCUCCACCAACUGGACCUAGACUCAGGCAGAAGACACUUAGACGCACUCAUAUGGAAUCCCUCUUAG